GGGGGUGCUCUCCUUCCAUGUCAUCUCCGUUUCUCUCUCUUACAGAUGAGCUUAGCAGCACCUCAUUGCGCCAUUCCUUGUCAUGUUGACGAUGAUGACUCCACUCAUCUGCUACCUAAAUCCAUCUCCCUCUCCACCCAACUAAGCCUUCCUUCUCUCCGCUCCCUUGACUCCUGCGCUGAAACCGUGCCUUACUCUCUUCACCGGUGCACCGCCACACUCAGAGCUCAUUCCUCCUACGUCUCUGCCAUCGCCGUUCAUGGGGAGUCGGUUUACAGCGGCAGCCCCGACCAAGAGAUCAGGCUUUGGCCUUGCGUCCACUUGGACUCAGCAUCGUCAUCGUCAUCGUCAUCAUCCGCUCCGAGAACGGAUCGUCUGACGAGCUUUACGGUCGCUGCUGCUAAAAGCCCGGUGAAGUCGCUUGUUGUUGCAGGGGACAACCUCUUCAGCUCUCACCAGGAUGGGAAGAUCUGUGUGUGGCAGAUAAACCGAAGGGAGCGCCAGCACUGCAAGCUGAAAGCCGUCCUGCCCACCCAGAAGGACCGCUUCCUCAGCCUUUUGGUGCCCGAGAACUAUGUGCAGGUCCGCAGACACAAGAAGUGCACCUGGGUGCACCACGUCGACGCCGUCUCCGGCCUCGCGGUCUCGCACGACGGAGCCCUCCUCUACUCCGUCUCCUGGGACCGUGCCCUCAAGGUCUGGCGCACCUCCGACUUCAAGUGCAUGGAGUCGGUGGCCGGCGCCCACCGGGACGCCAUCAACGCCGUGGCCGUGUCGCUGGACGGGCACGUAUACACGGGCUCCGCCGACGCACGGAUCAACGUGUGGCGGCGGGGGGGCGAGGGAGGGACCAAGCACUCGCUGGUGCAGACGCUGGAGCGGCACCGGUCGGCGGUGAACGCGCUGGCGCUGAGCGCCGACGGGUCGGUGCUGUACUCGGGCGCGUGCGACCGGUCGGUCGUGGUGUGGGAAGGGGGCGGAGGGCGAAUGGAGGCGGCGGGGGCUCUGAGGGGACACCGGAGGGCCAUCCUGUGCUUGGCGGCUGUGGGGGGGGUGGUGUGCAGCGGGUCGGCGGACAGGACGGUGAGGGUGUGGAAGAGGGGGGUGUUAGAGAAGGGACGCUACUGGUGCUUGGCCGUGUUGGAAGGGCAUGGGGGUCCGAUUAAGAGCUUGACAGCGGCGCCGGUGGUGGAUGAAGGCAGCAGAACUGAGAGCUCUUGUGGCUUGGGGGGAAGCAGCAGCAGCUCCUCCUCAUGCCUGGUCCUAAGUGGGGAUUUGGAGGGUGAGAUAAAGGUGUGGAGGGUUUCGAUUCGUCCUCCUCCUCCGGAGGGAAUCUUCUGUUAAUUAACGGCUUCUUCUUCUCCUUCUUCUUCUUGGAUGGGUGGGAGAACAGCUUUUUGCCUCCGCCCGACAAAGAAGAGCUAUCGUUGGGGUGAGGAUCCCCUGUUCUCAUAAGCCCAAAAACAGGAUUUUCCACAUACAAAAGAUCGGUGGGGCCCAUUAUUAAAGACUUGUCAGACCAGCUGAGAGACAGCCGGAGGCGCCACGAAGGGCUCUCCUGUUUGGUACAGACGGGAGAUCCUCGCCCGCUUUUGCCUGCUGUAACCAUGCCAAGUUAGCCUUUUGAUGUAUAAUCCAACGUGGCUAAUAACAUAUAAGAAAACGCCGUUUAUACUCUAA
Molecule: messenger RNA, 1680 nt
Organism: Musa acuminata subsp. malaccensis (wild Malaysian banana)
Lineage: Eukaryota; Viridiplantae; Streptophyta; Magnoliopsida; Zingiberales; Musaceae
Product: protein JINGUBANG-like
Molecular function (GO): protein binding
Source: RefSeq, a predicted model, not a curated record